Amphiprion ocellaris (clown anemonefish) is the source of this 1470-nucleotide messenger RNA. RefSeq names its product myo-inositol oxygenase (gene miox). The record is from RefSeq and is a predicted model, not a curated record. The transcript has 10 exons. NCBI's taxonomy places the organism in Eukaryota, Metazoa, Chordata, Actinopteri, Pomacentridae. Gene Ontology annotation, biological process: inositol catabolic process. Gene Ontology annotation, cellular component: cytoplasm. Gene Ontology annotation, molecular function: iron ion binding; inositol oxygenase activity. Bases 136 to 996 code for a protein of 286 amino acids.
GGCCUACAGUGCAGUCAGGUCAAAAGCAUCACAGUUUCAACCAGGGGGGAUAUAUAUGUGCAGAGACGCAGGCAGUCAGCAGCAGAGGACCAACACACCACAACACAACAGCUGCUACGACUUCACCUGUCAGCCAUGAAGAUUGUCCACAUAGGUCCAGAUCCAUCUCUGGCAUAUCGGCCAAAUUUGGAGAUGAAUGAAACCAAAGAGAAGGAGGACUCCAGAAAUUUUGAGAAUGGAAGUCUAUUCGACCGUGUCUUCAACACAUACACCCUGAUGCACACCAACCAAACGCUGGAGUUUGUAAAGCGAAAGCAUGUUGAAUGGACCAGCUACAACCACGCUAGGAUGGGGAUGAUGGACGCCAUCAUGUCUCUAGAUCAGCUGGUGGAUGAGUCUGAUCCUGAUGUGGACUUUCCCAACUCCUUCCAUGCCUUCCAGACAGCCGAAGGCAUCCGCCAGGCACACCCAGACAAAGACUGGUUCCAGCUGGUGGGUCUGAUCCAUGAUGUUGGAAAGAUCAUGGCUCUUUGGGAUGAACCCCAGUGGGCUGUAGUGGGUGACACCUUCCCUGUGGGCUGCAAAUUUCAAAACUCCAUUGUGUUCAGAGAGAACAGCUUCCAGGACAACCCAGAUGAUAAAAAUCCCAGUUACAACACAGAAUAUGGAAUCUAUGAACCAAAAUGUGGCCUUGACAAUGUCUUCAUGUCCUGGGGCCAUGAUGAAUAUCUCUACCGAGUUAUGAAGUUCAACAAGUGCUCCAUCCCAGAGGAAGGGCUGUACAUGAUUCGCUUCCAUUCCUUCUACCCCUGGCAUUCCCAUGGAGACUACAUGCACCUGUGCAAUGACAAAGACCUGAAAAUGCUGCCCUGGGUCAACGAGUUUAACAAAUUUGACCUGUACACAAAAACCACCGAGAUGCCUGACGUCGACAAGCUGAAGCCGUACUACCAGUCUCUGAUUGACAAGUACUGUCCUGGAAUACUGCAGUGGUGAAACAGAAAACAAAGUCAGCAGCAAACCAUGUUGUCAGAAAUCAGCCAAUAAUAAUACUCAUACGACAUUAUUUAAAUAAAAAAGUUCAAUAAGUAACUUAGGUGAAAAUAUGUAUUAUCAACAAAAUGUACUGACAGUAUCAUAGGUAAAAUUAAUGAAUCUGCAGAAUAAUGUUUCCCCCUCAGCAUUUUACUGUUAUUUAUGAUGUAAAGAGAAGUAUAAAACUGCAAUUAACGAAAACACCUAAAUACCACACUUAAGUAAAUGUACUUAGCUACAUUCCAUCACUGCAUAUUAAUCCAUAUAUUGAGUUUGAAACUGUCUAGAUUAUGGGUAUCUGCAAUCCUUAUCACAUGCUUUUUAAAAAUGAUGCUCACAUAUACCUCAUAAUUAUUAUUCAUUGUAUACAAUAACAGAUGUACAAACACAUUUUUAUUUUAUUGUAUUUUGAUGUUAUAAAACAUUCUAAAAGAA